Messenger RNA from Puccinia graminis f. sp. tritici CRL 75-36-700-3, 2222 nucleotides. RefSeq names its product phosphoglucomutase. Gene Ontology annotation, molecular function: phosphoglucomutase activity; magnesium ion binding. Gene Ontology annotation, biological process: carbohydrate metabolic process. Gene Ontology annotation, cellular component: cytosol. Lineage: Eukaryota; Fungi; Basidiomycota; Pucciniomycetes; Pucciniales; Pucciniaceae. The coding region runs from base 160 to 1845 and encodes 561 amino acids. The transcript has 5 exons. The record is from RefSeq and is a predicted model, not a curated record.
AGCCAAGGGGUUUUCAGCUUGUCUCCCUUGCUGAGGCUCAACACCCAUCGAUCAAGCCACUCACUCACAUCCUCCCGUCGACUUCAACAGAUCGGCUUGGAUCCUGCGACUGUUUCAAAUUUUGAAUAAUUCUUCAUCGCUUCAUUCGCGCAUUUCGUCAUGUCUGUCCAAGAGGUCACCACCAAUGCGUUUAAUGACCAAAAACCAGGUACUUCUGGUCUCAGAAAACGGGUGAAAGUUUUUGAACAGGCCAACUACACCGAGAACUUCAUCCAAGCCAUAUUAGAUGGGAUGCCCGAGCCAGGGGCCAAAGGCUCCACAUUAGUCGUCGGAGGGGACGGCAGAUAUUACAGCCCAGAAUGUAUCCAAAAGAUCAUCAAGCUUGCCGCCGGUAACCAAGUCAAGCACCUGAUCAUCGGACACAAGGGGAUCCUUUCGACCCCUGCUGUCAGUAACCUUAUUCGAAAACGAAAGGCCGAUGGGGGUAUCUUGUUGACUGCAAGCCAUAAUCCUGGCGGCCCUAAUGCUGACUUCGGCAUCAAAUACAACGUGUCUAACGGUGGCCCGGCACCCGAAGGAGUGACCGACAAAAUUUAUGAAAUCACUAAAACUCUCAAAAGCUAUAAGAUGAUCGAAUUGCCUGAAGUCGAUCUUUUAAAACUUGGCCCGCAAAACCUUGGCCCAAUUAGUCUUGAGAUAGUUGAUUCCGUUGCCGAUUACCUCGUACUGCUCAAAUCAAUCUUCGAUUUCGAUAGUAUCAAAGCUUACCUCCACGGUAGCCCACCGCCAUUGAAGGUACUAUUCGACGGGAUGCACGGGGUCACGGGUCCUUAUGGACAAGCUAUCUUUGUCGAAACCCUUGGUCUCUCGGCCGACUCGAUCCAGAAUUGCGUAUCCAGUCCUGACUUCAAUGGCGGGCAUCCUGAUCCCAACUUGACGUACGCCCACGAGUUGGUGGCCCGGGUCGAUAAGGAGAACAUAGGUUUUGGGGCGGCCUCAGAUGGAGAUGGGGAUCGAAACAUGAUUUACGGGAAGGAUGCAUUUGUCACCCCAAGUGACAGUGUGGCUAUCAUUGCCGAUUGGGCCCAGGAAGCUAUCCCUUACUUCAAAGAUGGUAUUAAAGGAUUGGCGCGUAGUAUGCCUACCAGUGGCGCUAUCGAUCUGGUUGCUAAAGCGAAAAAACUUGAAGUGUUUGAAGUGCCAACCGGAUGGAAGUUUUUUGGCAAUUUGAUGGAUGCCGGUCGAUUGUCUAUCUGCGGGGAAGAAUCGUUUGGAACCGGUUCAGAUCACAUUCGAGAGAAGGAUGGACUGUGGGCAGUCGUCGCAUGGCUUUCGAUCCUUGCCGCUGCCGAGAAACGAGGAAUCAAGAAUGGGAUCAAAGGUGUGCUCCAAGACCACUACAAGAAAUACGGGCGAAGUUUCUUCUCGCGUUAUGAUUACGAGGAAGUGGAUUCGGCUGGUGCGUCGAAGAUGAUGGCACACAUCGAGUCGGCCUUUGGGAAGGGUGAUUUCAUCGGCAGUUCGUUGAGCUCGGAGACUAGCAGUACGAGCUUCAAAGUCAAAGAAGCCGGUAACUUCAGCUACACCGACCCGAUCGACAAGAGCGUCUCCAAGGGACAAGGACUUUUCGUCAAGUUUGCAGACGGAAGUAGGAUUGUCUAUCGAUUGAGUGGAACCGGAAGCGCCGGUGCGACGAUCAGAAUAUACGUCGAAAAAUAUAGCAAAAACGAAGAAGAGUACGAUCAAGAUACUCAAGUCGGUUUGAAGCCCUUGAUCGAAGUGGCCUUGAAAUUGUCUAAGCUACAAGAAUUCACUAGCCGUGACAAACCUACUGUAAUCACUUGAGAUUCCAAUCGGUAAAAACAAAGUAUUCUUUUAGAUAUGUGAACUUCAAGAAAAAACAGAAAGCCUAAAAUUUACUCUGCUCUACCGUAGAAAAAUGUACACAAGUGUACUCCUGAUUGUCUCUUUCCUUUCUCUUCACACAUCAUCAUCCAUCAUAAUCGAAGUUAAAUUAUUGUUGUAGUGUACUCAUCAUCUGUAUGCCUCCAAAAAAACGUAAAACAGAAAAACAGAGUCCAUGCUCGAAAACCAUACUAUUUAUCUACACUUUUGUUGCUUCUUCCUGUGCGGACACCACUCCUAUCUUGAAUUGCUGUUGUAAAAUGGCAUUUCACCAUAAAUAUAUGAUUCCAUGUCUUGGAAAUCUCCACCCCUCAGAA